This is a messenger RNA of Panicum hallii, 691 nucleotides long. Its product is annotated as 1,4-dihydroxy-2-naphthoyl-CoA thioesterase 1-like. Gene Ontology annotation, molecular function: 1,4-dihydroxy-2-naphthoyl-CoA thioesterase activity. Bases 36 to 560 code for a protein of 174 amino acids. Lineage: Eukaryota; Viridiplantae; Streptophyta; Magnoliopsida; Poales; Poaceae. Gene Ontology annotation, biological process: phylloquinone biosynthetic process. Gene Ontology annotation, cellular component: peroxisome. The transcript has 2 exons. The record is from RefSeq and is a predicted model, not a curated record.
CAGCUGCUGCCCAACGACCUCCGGGCGGUCGCGCCAUGGACCGCGGCGCCACGGCCACGCCGCGGCAGCCAGCCCCAGCGGCGACGAAGGAGUCCAGGGCCAAGAUGAUGGCCGAGCUGGACUCGCCGCUGCACGCCCUCGGGUUCGAGAUGGAGGAGCUCUCCCCGUCGGGGCUCGCCGGGCGCCUCCUCGUGACGCCCACCUGCUGCCAGCCGUUCAAGGUGCUGCACGGCGGCGUGUCGGCGCUGGUGGCGGAGGCGCUGGCGAGCAUGGGCGCGCACAUGGCGGCCGGGUACCGCCGCGUGGCCGGGAUGCAGCUCAGCAUCAACCACUUCCGCAGCGCCGCCCUCGGCGACACCGUCCUCGCGCGGGCCGCCCCCGUCCACGUCGGCCGCUCUACCCAGGUGUGGGAGGUAAAGCUCUGGAAGAUGGAUCCAUCCACGGGAGAGAAGGGCCUUCAGAUCGCCGAAUCCAGAGUCACGCUGCUGAGUAACCUGCCCUCGCAGGAGGAGCACAAGAACGCGGGAGAUGCCCUCAAGAAAUACGCAUCAAAACUGUAGAAAUGGGACUCUAAGAUAACCUUCUUGCAGGUUUCACGGAUCUGAGUAUCUGAUGUUGUAAAAAAACAUUGGCUAUCCUAUUUCUUAUUAAUCUCGGAAAGAGCUAAGUUUCUCGUGCUCUCUUUGGUGUA